Molecule: messenger RNA, 796 nt
Organism: Orussus abietinus
Lineage: Eukaryota; Metazoa; Arthropoda; Insecta; Hymenoptera; Orussidae
Exons: 5
Coding region: 83-676 (197 amino acids)
Source: RefSeq, a predicted model, not a curated record
UGGACCCCGAAACUAGUCCGGCCUUUUUAAUGGUGCACGAAAUCAACGGACAUCAUUGACGCGUCACCUUCGCUGCAGCGAUAUGUCGAUGUUGAAACUCCUAGGACUGCUUCUACCGAUAGCGGUUACAACAGCCGCACCCCUCUCCAGCGUUCAUGUGAAAUUUGUCUCGCCUCCUCAUACGUAUGAACACGGUCUUACUACGGAUGGAGGAAAUACGAUUGCCCAGAAGUCCUUCCUCUCGAUCGGUAGAAGGGACCCUGCCAAAUAUUCCGGGGAAUUCGGAAAACGAAUACAGGAACGACAGGGUGUCUUCGGACAUCAACGGGUGGUGACGCCAGAAAAUGCUGAAUCCUUGUGGCCAACGGGUCUUUUUCUCCCUCCUAUAGAUAUCAACGAUCUUGGCUACAGUUCUCAGGACACCGGAAAACAUAUGACUCCUGACUUCUCAAACGGCCUAGAGCACCCUGACCCUUUACUCUUGACAGGAGAGCAAGCUAUGUUAGCGGUGAAAUAUAUUUAUGGACGUGGUGAACUCUUUUAUAACGAUUUUCCUCAUGUCAGGGCAUUGCUCAGAAACCAGGACGAAAGGUUGGCAAACGGUCUACACGGGCACAUUCUGAGCAGUUUAAGACCGCAAUCCCCGUUUUAUCGAAAAAUCAAACCAGAAGAAUAAUUUUUGUACCAUAUAUUAUAAGCAAAAAUAUCAUAAUCACUCUCUGCCAACACUCGUAAUCGUUAUCACGUAUGUAAAAUAGUUGAAACGUACUACACAGGACGACACAGUGAAAAACGU